GUGCAAGGAACGCCUGCAAGAAAAACACAUUAUCGAUGUAUGACAUUUCAGCUCUCGUUUGUCGAGACGUUGGUUUCCUCCAAAUGAGAAUGCUUCUUCCUUUUCAACGCAGAACGUGAAAAAUCGCGUCAAAAACCGUUUUGUCUUUUUGAAAGACAUUAUCAACGCUUAAAGAUGCAUUUCAGUGCUGGGGAUAAAGUGACCAUUUUAUUUGAAGGAUGGAAAACCAACUCAGUAACAAGCAUGGCCUUGUCAGUUCUGGUUGUCUUCUUCUUGUCUAUUCUGUACGAGUUUCUCAAGGCAUUCAGGAUUUAUAAACCAAGAAAUCAAAAUAACCCAGAGGCCACCCUUCUAUUGGCAAGAAAUAGGAAUGAAAUUGGUCUAGAAAGAAGACCACCCAAAAGCCUUGGACAACAUUUAGAAGACACCUUCUUCUUUCUGCUCAACUUUAUCUUUGCAUAUUUCUUGAUGCUGGUUGCAAUGACGUGUAAUGCCUGGCUCUUCUCCUCCAUAAUCUUGGGAUGUGGCUUGGGGUACUUCUUUGCCCAGCCACUGUGCAAGCAUUACCUUACAGAUAAUCCUGAACCGAGAAUGAGAACAUAUGGCUUGACAGAUGGCCCUGGCCCUGGCCCUGUGAUAUAAUAUUGCCAACCACAUCUCACUGCUGGGAAAUGACAGGGACUGUGCAAUAGGAUAUAUAAGGCUCUUUAAAGAUUUGCCUUCACUAGGACGCAAGUGCAAUGCUGGCCAGGGGAAGAGGGGAAGAAGGGGGGGGGGGGGGAGGCUAGGGGGACACUCCCAUAAAAGCAGACAGGGGUAAUCAUUAGCAAAAAAAUUUUUUAACCCUAAGUGCUUUGGGUGUGGCCAACAGCAGUUCUUACCCCUAAGAGAUAGCAUACAUUAGGUGCCUUAAAUCAAAUUUCUAAAUCUAGAGAAAGCACUAAAAACAAACACAUUUUAAGUAUUUUUCAUCAAGUCUUCAAGUCCUAAUGUUAAAGUUUAUUAUUAGGUGUGGUUUAAGUAAAUUUCUAAACACCUAAGAGAAGGCACUAAAAAUCACAUUUUCAGUAUUCGACAAACAUUUUCAGUAUUCCUCAAUUUUAUUGCAGUCCUCUUAAAAGUCACUGCCAUCAAAUACAUGUCUAUUCUGAGAACUUGUAGGAGUGCUGUAGCAGGGGUGAAUACAGGGGGCGGAGGGUAGAUUGGGUGGAUAUCCACCCCCCUUUUUGAGCCAAAAAAAAGUCACUUUGUUUGAAAAAACUACGGAAAAGGUAUGGUCCAUGUUCCAUCGCAUGCUUGACUUUGCUGACACGACAAAUUCAUUUCGGCUUGAAGUAUUGUUAGAUCUAUGUGACCUACCAAGAACCACUGGAUCAGAUACAAGCCCUCUAUGCAGCCUUUAUCCACCCCUCAUUUUGAAAUCCUGGAUCCGCCCUUGUGUGGCAUAGUCUUCAAGUCCUGUUGUUAUUGGAUAGGAUGAUCUCUAAGGGUUUGGUAAAUAGCGGCUGGUAAAAUUUUAUACCUUAAAAGAUUGGACAAUCACACACCCCUAAUUCACAAAAUUAUUCAGGUCCAGAGACUAGUAGAGUGUAUUUUUACAAAUAAUAGCUUUAUGAUUUUUUGUGUAUAGAAUAUUGAAUUCCAAAAGACAAACCCCUUUCAUGUUUAUUCAUUUCUAGGAUAAAAGCAUUUAAUGUGUUCUGAGCAAAGCUCCCAAAAGAUAACACUGUUAAGUCCAUUCAAAGAUUAUUCAGGGCCAAAGACUGGUAGAGUAUAUUAGCUUUUUGGUCUGGAAAAAAAGGUGAAUUCGAAAAGAAUCCCCUGUCAUGCUUAUUCAUCUCUAGGAUAAAAGCAUUAAUUAAAACUGUUUGGAGCCAAGCUCUUAUUGUGUGGCUAACAAAUGUUGACUUUAUACAUGUAAAGUAUCUACAGCUCAUAUAUGUAGAAAUAGAAAAAAAAUGUUUAAUUCAUAGAAUUAGUAGUAUAGAUCAGAAAACAAAGAUUAUUAGGAUUUCAAAUAGAAACUGAGAAUAUCAGCAUUUGUAACAGAUAUACAAAAAAAAAAGUUAUUUGCUAUGCCUCCUCAAAA
Nematostella vectensis (starlet sea anemone) is the source of this 2089-nucleotide messenger RNA. RefSeq names its product probable low affinity copper uptake protein 2. Gene Ontology annotation, molecular function: copper ion transmembrane transporter activity. The transcript is spliced from 4 exons. The record is from RefSeq and is a predicted model, not a curated record. Gene Ontology annotation, cellular component: membrane. The coding region runs from base 175 to 642 and encodes 155 amino acids. Gene Ontology annotation, biological process: copper ion transmembrane transport. Lineage: Eukaryota; Metazoa; Cnidaria; Anthozoa; Actiniaria; Edwardsiidae.